Homalodisca vitripennis (glassy-winged sharpshooter) is the source of this 937-nucleotide messenger RNA. RefSeq names its product protein pxr-1-like. The record is from RefSeq and is a predicted model, not a curated record. The transcript has 3 exons. The coding region runs from base 121 to 711 and encodes 196 amino acids. Lineage: Eukaryota; Metazoa; Arthropoda; Insecta; Hemiptera; Cicadellidae.
UUCCACUCAAGAAAAUUCAACAUAUUUUUACAGCUAACACACGGUACACAUUACAUUACAAAUUACAUCAAUCAAGUCUCACACAAUUACAUGAUGUACUGAGCUCUUGGAACCAAAUACAUGACAGAUUGUAAGUGCCGCCAAUGCGCAUUACUCACCAUGGGGAAAAGAUCCGGCUAUUAUUCACAAUUCUGCAUAUCUAACUACUGUUUUGGGGUUUAUGCUGAUAUACAGAAAAAGUCAUCAUUUUGGGGCAAUUUGCUGAGGAUUUUGAUAUUUAUAAUCCUGUUGCUUUUACUUGCUUAUGUGCUACUUGCCAUAUUUGCCCCAGAAGUAGCAGAUUCGAUACGGAAGAAGUUAAAAGAAAUAUGGCAAAAGCUAACAGGAGAAAAGUCAAGCGGAAGCGAUGAAGAUUCACGGGGUAACGGUCGUAAAGGUUCGAAGAAAAGUCGUAAGGAUAAGAGCCGUGAUCAGGAUUCUGAUGAUGAGGAGAGAAGCCAGAAGGAUGACAGUAAUACAGACGAAAACGAUCAAGGAGGUAAGAAGAAAGAUUCUAAAAAAAGAAAAGGUGAAGCAUCGAAUAAGAAGAAUAACAAGAAGACUCGAAAGUCUGAUGAUGCGAAAAGUAAAAAAGAUAACAAUUCUACAGAUGAGGAAGAGGAAAGAAAGAAAAAAAGAAUCCUCCAAAAAGAGAAAAGUCGAGCCCAAUAAGAGAGAGGAAAAGAAAACCCCGAAGUCUGAAGCCAAACUUGAUAGGCGGUCUGAAGAUAACAUAUCUGUAGCUUCUCGUGAUUCUAGCAUUGGUCGUCGUUCUCCGUCAACUUCAUCUCGACAACGCAACGUGGAAAAUACGCGAUCCAAUUCAAGCCGAAAAUCAAGGGAAAGGCUCAGAAAUCAUAGCUGAUAUUGUGAUAUAAAAUGUUUCAAUACAAAAUCU